Oncorhynchus nerka (sockeye salmon) is the source of this 1209-nucleotide messenger RNA. Its product is annotated as keratin-associated protein 10-1-like. The transcript is spliced from 3 exons. The coding region runs from base 1 to 1209 and encodes 402 amino acids. Lineage: Eukaryota; Metazoa; Chordata; Actinopteri; Salmoniformes; Salmonidae. The record is from RefSeq and is a predicted model, not a curated record.
AUGAUCCAGGACCCAGCCCAGGAGAGGAAUGCAAACGAGGGAUGGAAGCAGGGAGGGGAGGAAGAAGAGGAGGAGAGGGAGGGCAGCUCAGAGACCUGCCUGUCUGCCUGCCUGCCUGCCUGCCUCUGUGCCGCCCCUGGAACUCACUGGCUGCCCGCCUUCUCGCCUGCCCGCCUGCCUGCCUCUGUGCUGCCUCUGGAACUCACUGGCUGCCCGCCUUCUCGCCUGCCCGCCUGCCUGCCUGCCUGCCUUUCUGCCUGCCUCUGUGCUGCCCCUGGGACUGACUGGCUGCCCGUCUGCCUGCGAGCCUGCCAGCCUGUCUGCCUGCGAGCCUGCCUGCCUGCCUCUGUGCUGCCCCUGGGACUGACUGGCUGCCCGUCUGCCUGCGAGCCUGCCUGUCUGCCUGCCUGCCUGCCUGCCUCUGUGCUGCCCCUGGAACUCACUGGCUGCCCGCCUUCUCGCCUGCCCGCCUGCCUGCCUGCCUGCCUGCCUGCCUGCCUGCCUGCCUGUCUGCCUGCCUCUGUGCUGCCCCUGGAACUCAUUGGCUGCCCGCCUUCUCGCCGGCCUGCCUGCCUGUCUGCCUGCCUCUGUGCUGCCCCUGGAACUCAUUGGCUGCCCGCCUUCUCGCCUGCCUGCCUGCCUGCCUCUGUGCUGCCUCUGGAACUCACUGGCUGCCCGCCUUCUCGCCUGCCCGCCUGCCUGCCUGCCUGUCUGCCUGCCUCCUGCCUGUCUGCCUGCCUGCCUGCCUCUGUGCUGCCCCUGGAACUCACUGGCUGCCCGCCUUCUCGCCUGUCCGCCUGCCUGCCUGCCUCUGUGCUGCCUCUGGAACUCACUGGCUGCCCGCCUUCUCGCCUGCCCGCCUGCCUGCCUGCCUGCCUGCCUGCCUCUGUGCUGCCCCUGGAACUCACUGGCUGCCCGCCUUCUCGCCUGCCUGCCUGCCUGCCUGUCUGCCUGCCUGCCUGCCUGCCUGCCUCUGUGCUGCCCCUGGAACUCACUGGUUGCCCGCCUUCUCGCCUGCCCGCCUGCCUGCCUGUCUGCCUGCCUGCCUGCCUGCCUGCCUCUGUGCUGCCCCUGGAACUCACUGGCUGCCCGCCUUCUCGCCUGCCUGCCUUCUCUUCUGCCUGCCUGCCUACCUGCCUGCCGUCCUCUGUGUUGCCUGUCAGCCUGCCUGUGUGCCUGGCUGGCAUGGAACAGAACAGUACAGGGUAA